CUAAGUCGACAACGAAGCAGCAGGCUCUGCACAAAUUUUGAUCAGGGUUUCAAUUGAGGUCAGCUUCUAAUUUGCUGGGUGUCUCUUCCAGAGCACAGCAUAUUGUAAGAUGGCGUUUACGAAGGAAACCGCCUCCAUUGGCAUCAUUGGGAUGGGAGAUAUGGGCAAGAUGUACACCCAGCGGUUGAGUGCCGCAGGAUGGAGGAUAAAUGCUUGUGACAAACCCGAUAGUUUUAAUAAUUUGAAGCAAGAAUUUGAAGCCUAUAGUGGCGUAACAAUAUAUCCGAAUGGACAUCUUGUCUCCAGGAUUAGCGAUUUCAUACUUUACAGUGUAGAGGCCGGCGUCAUCGAUAAAGUGGUCGCAGAGUAUGGGCCCUCAACAAAGGUCGGCGCUAUUGUCGGUGGGCAAACAUCCUGUAAAGCCCCUGAGCUCGCAGCUUUCGAUAAACAUCUUCCGCAGGAUGUAGAAAUCAUCUCAUGUCACUCACUACAUGGUCCUCAAGUGAACCCGAAGGGCCAGCCUUUGGUUCUUAUACAACACCGUGCAAAAGACUCAAGUCUCCGGUUCGUUGAGGAAGUUUUGUCUUGCUUUAACUCGAAGUAUGUCUACCUCAGCGGCGAAAUGCACGACCGCAUCACAGCAGAUACCCAGGCCGUCACACAUGCAGCCUUCCUCAGCAUGGGAACAGCAUGGCAGGCGAACAAACAAUUCCCGUGGGAGAUCUCUCGCUGGGUUGGUGGAAUCGAGAACGUCAAGAUCAACAUCACGUUGCGCAUCUACUCGAACAAAUGGCACGUUUACGCGGGCCUGGCGAUCCUCAAUCCAGCCGCUAAGAAGCAGAUACGCCAAUAUGCAGAGUCCGUAACAGAGCUCUACAAGCUCAUGAUUGAAGGGAAGCGAGAUGAACUUAAACGCCGAGUUAGGGCUGCGGGUGCAGCAGUAUUUAGGGACGGUACGGAGAAACAGGAUUUGCUGCUCAGCGAUGAGGUUCUUGACCGAUUUUCGCUGUCAAAGGGGACCCGCGAGUCGUCUCCGCCGCCGCCAAAUAAUCAUCUCAGUUUGCUAGCUAUUGUGGACUGCUGGUCGAAAUUGGGCAUCGUGCCCUAUGACCAUAUGAUCUGCUCGACUCCGCUAUUUCGUUUGUGGCUUGGAGUAACGGAAUAUCUGUUUCGAAAUCCAGACCUUCUCGACGAGGCCUUGGAUACAGCAAUCGACGACAAGACGUUUAGGUCUGACGACCUCGAAUUCACAUUUGCGGCUCGCGCAUGGUCUGAUUGUGUUUCAUUUGGAGACUUUGAAUCGUACCGUGACCGAUUCGAGAGAAUCCAGCAGUACUUUGCUCCGCGGUUCCCUGAUGCCGUCAAGCUUGGGAAUGAGAUGAUGAAAAGAAUUCUGGAGAAGACUAGCAAUGAGAGUUCGUAACGGUGGAGGACCAAGUAUGUAUUAUCGUCGGAUGCUCAAGUGAGGUCUCUAGACCUCCCUACGCAAUAGUUUGACAACUUG
Molecule: messenger RNA, 1504 nt
Organism: Aspergillus nidulans FGSC A4
Lineage: Eukaryota; Fungi; Ascomycota; Eurotiomycetes; Eurotiales; Aspergillaceae
Product: prephenate dehydrogenase (NADP(+))
Exons: 7
Coding region: 110-1423 (437 amino acids)
Biological process (GO): amino acid biosynthetic process; L-tyrosine biosynthetic process; aromatic amino acid biosynthetic process
Molecular function (GO): prephenate dehydrogenase (NAD+) activity; oxidoreductase activity; prephenate dehydrogenase (NADP+) activity
Source: RefSeq, a predicted model, not a curated record